CCCCCAACACAAUCUCACGCAACAACGGAUCUCUCCCCCUCCCCCGUCCCCUUCCGUCUCUUGUGCUGCUGCGGUCCCAGAGAAUCGAGAGUGCUCUCUGUGUCUCUAUCUCGAGAGGAAAGAAAGGGGGCGGCGUCGAAUGACAGCCACGAUGCUUUCCCGAGAAGGUGGAAGCGGAGGAGAUUGACUAGUGCACUGGUCCGUCACUGUCCUCUUGGCAUAUGCUGCAGGGAAAAGAAGAGGCGAGGGAGGAAGAGGAGGAGGAGGAAGAGGAGGAGGGAAGAGAAGAGCAGCGCAAACUGGUGUCGACAUACGUCGUGCUGCCGUUCCUUCUUUGUGCACUCGGGCUUCGCGCUGGGCAGUUGGUCUCUGGAAUAUAGGGUUUAUGGUCGUUUGAAGCAUGACGGGCUUUGGAGGUGCUCCACCCGUCCUGAAUAGUGCGAUUUACGUGUGUCAACUCCCCCCUGGAACCGAUGAAAUUCUCUUAGCUGAGCAUUUUGGAACGAUUGGGCUCCUCAAGAAAGAUAAGAGGACUGGGCGGCCUAAGAUCUGGAUUUACCGGGAUAAGGUGACCAAUGAACCCAAGGGGGAUGCUACUGUUACUUAUGAAGAUUCUCAUGCCGCCUCUGCAGCUGUUGAGUGGUUCAAUAACACCGACUUUCAUGGUGCCCUCAUCAGUGUGUCCAUUGCAGAGUCUAAGAACAGAGACCAGCAACAAGUUGAUCAGCCCGUAGUAGUGGGAAUGCAGUCGCCGAGUGCAACAAUGCAAGUGCCUGUGACAGAUGUAGUACAGGAUCAAGUGGACGAAUUUGCGAUGGACCCGGCGGCGAUGAGCGACGGUGGUGGAACUGGAGGUCUGCCGGGCGGUGGAGGGCGAGGGAGGGGUCGUGGGGAACCUGGAGCGAAAGCCUGGCAACAGGAGGGGGAUUGGCCGUGUCCAAAUCCAAGUUGUGCCAAUAUCAACUUCGCCUUUCGAGGAGUUUGCAAUCGUUGUGGUACUGCCCGCCCUGCUGGUGGAUCAAGCGGUGGUGCUGGAGGAGCGGGUGGUGGUCGCGGUCGCGGUCGAGGCCCUGGUGCAGAUGCUGGACGUGGCCGCGGUCCGGGUGGCCCACCAGGCUUGUUUGGACCUAACGACUGGAAUUGUCCGAUGUGUGGAAACAUAAACUGGGCCAAACGUACGAAGUGCAAUAUAUGCAAUACAACCAAGCCUGGCCACAACGAGGGUGGAGUGAGGGAAGGGAGAGCCGGAGGCUACAAGGAAUUCGAUGAAGCGGAGAUCGAGGAGACGAGGCGACGGAGACGGGAGCUUGAAGACGAUGAUGGAGAGAUGUACGAUGAGUUCGGCAACUUGAAGAAGAAAUUUCGCCUGAAAGCCAAGCUCGGGGAUUCAGCUGGGUCCACUAUGCCCGGUGCUGGCAAGUCAGCUUGGGACAAGGAAGAGCUGGGGAUUGUCGAGCGAUCAGGGAGCAAAGAGAAAAGCCGAGAUAGGGGAAACAAGGAGAAUGACUGGGAGCAAGAGGGCAAUCGAGGCUGGAGCCGUGAUCGAGACAGUCGAGACCGAGAUGAGGGUGGCAGGAACGGUCACCGAUCUAGAGACGAUGAUCGUGGUUUGAACGAGUAUGACAAGGGCCGAGGAAGAGAAGACCGAGGAGACCGAGAGUGGCGUGAUAGUGAUCGAGGGAGGGACGUCGACCGCGAUUCUUACCGAGAGAGAGAAAGGAGUAGGGAUCGUGACAGGGAUAAAGGAAGGGGAAAAGACAGAGAAAGAGACAGGGACCGCGACAGAGACAGGGACUGGGAGCGGAGCAAAGAUCGAGAGUGGCCUAGAGAUAGGGAGCGCGUUAGGGAGCGGGAUAGAUUUUUGGAUUAGAACUAAAGCCGUAGCCAUAUUUGCAGUUGGGUUUUCGAGGAAGAAUCGAACAGUCUAGGUCCCGUUUUUGACCCAUGUGUGGAUCUGAGGAUUGUCUCCCGAGCAGCUUUUAUUAUGCUAGUUUGGGAAAAUCAGGUCCUUCAAAGAGCUUACUCGUUUAGACCGGGGAUGAUAAUAUCAUCUGUAGUACGCUGCAUUUUGGCGCGUGAUCUAGAACUGAUAUUGGGAGUUUUCCACACAUGUUCAGUACUGUGUGGAUACCGUCCUAUCUCUAUUGGCUUUUUCCUUUGUACAUUACUCGAGACUGCGUCUGCUUAGAAAGAAAGCACGAAUAGUUUUUGGGUAUCUCUGUGAUUUUGCUAAUGUAAGGAGGUCAACUCGACCUAAACUUUC
Messenger RNA from Marchantia polymorpha subsp. ruderalis, 2263 nucleotides. Lineage: Eukaryota; Viridiplantae; Streptophyta; Marchantiopsida; Marchantiales; Marchantiaceae. The record is from the annotation of a GenBank genome assembly.